Vanessa atalanta (red admiral) is the source of this 1426-nucleotide messenger RNA. It is a transcript of the gene Sf3b6, whose product is annotated as splicing factor 3B subunit 6. Gene Ontology annotation, cellular component: cytoplasm; nucleus; ribonucleoprotein complex. Lineage: Eukaryota; Metazoa; Arthropoda; Insecta; Lepidoptera; Nymphalidae. The record is from RefSeq and is a predicted model, not a curated record. The transcript has 3 exons. Bases 216 to 596 code for a protein of 126 amino acids. Gene Ontology annotation, molecular function: mRNA binding.
AAUUUGACGAACUCCAAGCCGAAAUAUUUUGUGGAAAUAAUACUAUACAAUAUAUACACUUAUAUAGUAUAUACUGAAUUAUUAUUUUAACUUAAUUAAAAUAUACCAUAAAAGCCAAAUUUAAAUGAAAAGUGAAAACUAUAUAUCAAGUUAAAAGAAAAUCAAAUAUUGAUACAAAUAAUUGGAUAAUCCCGGGAAGAAACAUAAAAUAAAACAUGGCAUUAGCUCUGCAAAGACGUGCCAAUGUAAGGCUUCCACCAGAAGUUAACAGAAUUCUGUACAUAAGAAAUUUACCAUAUAAAAUCUCUGCUGAGGAAAUGUAUGAUAUUUUUGGCAAAUACGGAGCUAUACGACAAAUAAGAGUUGGAAAUACACCAGAAACAAGAGGAACAGCAUUUGUUGUGUAUGAGGACAUUUUCGAUGCAAAAAAUGCUUGUGAUAAUUUAUCUGGUUUUAAUGUUUGCAACAGAUAUUUAGUUGUAUUGUAUUAUAGAUCAAACAAAGCAUUUAAGGGAAUGGAUAUUGAAAAGAAGCAAGAAGAAUUAGAUACAUUAAAGAAAAAAUAUGGCAUUUCAACUGACGAACUUCAUAAAUGAAAAACUUAGUAAUAAAUGUUUAUUUUUAAAUAAUAAAAAUAAUUUGUGUUCUAUUUAAUGCAAUGCUCAUAUAGGACUAAAACAAACAACUUACAGGAACUGUAUUGGGAGAUUUGAGUUUUUAAUGCUUUUUUAAAUGUAAAUUCUGUUAAGUCCGAACACCUUUCCAUUGUCACAUGGACUUAUGCUUGAUUUUAGGGCUAUUACCUUUAGUGACAAAACCAUAUGUUGUUUUAAUUUAUGAAAAGAAAAUCCUUAAGAUUUUCUAAAUUUUCUUAUGUUUAAUCCCAUGUACAAUUAAAAGACAUUUAUAUAUUUUUUUAGUACAGAUAGUACUAUCUCAUUAUCCUUUCAAAUUAUACCAAUGGAUAGGUUAAUCAUUAUUGCUUUCUGUCCUUUAUUCCCCUCUCAGUAAAAUUCCUUUAAUUUUUUACAAUAUAUUUUUUACGAAUCAUGCAACUGAAAUUGAAACCAGUGGGAUUCGGCCAAUUUCAUUAAACAGCUAAGUCAAAUAAUCAAAUACUUCAACUCAGCUACAAAAAACUUUUGAGGUCAUAAGUAUUUAUAAGAUUAUUUUAUUUUAUAAAUGUUCUCCUAUAAUGAUAAUUAUACUAUUAACCAAAAAUGAUAAUUAUGAAACCAGAAUAAUCUUUUAUUCUUUUUUACAUAAAAGAUGUACAUUUUUAUUUCUUUUUUACUUUUUUGGUGUGGCUGUAAUAAUGGUAAGUACCUUUAUCUUAAUUAUAGUUUAUAUUAAUAGUACCAAUUUUAAAGCUGCAAUAAGAAAAAGUCAAGUAUCAAAUAAUAGAUAAAAAAAACUCAAUUUAUUA